This is a messenger RNA of Choloepus didactylus (southern two-toed sloth), 930 nucleotides long. Its product is annotated as olfactory receptor 4C6-like. Gene Ontology annotation, cellular component: membrane. The record is from RefSeq and is a predicted model, not a curated record. Lineage: Eukaryota; Metazoa; Chordata; Mammalia; Pilosa; Megalonychidae. Gene Ontology annotation, molecular function: olfactory receptor activity; G protein-coupled receptor activity. Gene Ontology annotation, biological process: G protein-coupled receptor signaling pathway.
AUGACGCUUUGCAACUCAGGCAGUGGGGUGAGGGAGACACAAAACUAUGUGACAGGAUUCAUUCUUUUUGUUAUUGCACAGAACCCAGAGCUGCAGAAAAUAGUAUCACUGUUUCUAAUCAUGUAUGUGGCCACAGUCAUGGGAAACCUACUCAUUGUGGUAACCAGGAUCACAAGUCAGAGUCUGAGAUCACCCAUGUAUUUUUUCCUUACUUCCUUGUUCCUCAUGGAUGUCACCUACUCUUCCAUCAUUGCCCCCAAGAUGAUUGUGGACUUCAUCUCUGAGAGCACUACCAUCUCCCUGGAAGUUUGCAUGACCCAGCUCUUUGCAGAACAUUACUUUGGUGGUGUGGGGAUCAUCCUUCUCAUUGCUGUGGCCUAUUAUUGCUACAUGGCCUUCUGUAAGCCCCUGCACUACCAGUCCAUCAUGAGUCCUUGGGUGUGCUGCCUGUUGCUGGGAGCAGCCUGGGUUGAGGGACCUAUGAACACAAUGAUACAGCAUCUCUUUAUGUAUCAAACAUCCUUCUGUAGCCCCAAUGUCAUUGAUCACUUGAUGUGUGAUUUGUUUCCAUUGUUGAACCUGGCCUGCAUGGACACUCAUAUCCUGGGCCUCCUCAUCAUCCUCAACAUUGGGGUGAUGUGUGUGACCAUCUUCUUUAUGCUCAUUGCCUCCUACACCGUCAUUCUCUGCUCCCUGAGGUCUUGCAGCUCUGAAGGGUGGCACAAAUCCCUCUCCAUGUGUGGCUCUCACCUCACAGUUGUUUUCUUGUUCUUUGUGCCCUGUAUCUUCUUGUACAUGAGGUUUGUGGCCACUUACCCUGUUGACAAGGAAAUGGCUAUGUCCUUUACAGUUGUUGAACUCAUGUUAAAUCACUUGAUCACUACUCUGAGGAAUGCAGAGGUGAAAAAUGCCAUGAGGAAAUUUGGGUGA